UUUGUUUGUGAAAGACAAAAACAAUGGGCACACAAACACACGGUUCACUGUUAUUGUAUUGUCGGAGGCACCAACGUUAAGACUGACGGACUGAAGUCUACUGUACCGCAACGGAAAUUGGUACAGGUUGAAAGAACGUGAAAGGAGUGCGAAGGAACUGAACACCCGCGAAUGGACUCAGCGAGUGGGGGGGGCAACAAAACAAACCGUGUCACCCUGUGUGACCACACUUGAUGGCUGAAUACUCCCCACGCCAGUCCACCUCUUUUAAUUUAACACGCGUUUAACUGUCGCUAUUUACUCACCGAAUUUCUUCGUGGUUACAUUUAAUAAUAACGUCACAAGCUAGUGAACCACCAUGCUAACUUAGCUUUAGCCACAAGUCAUACUGAGUGGCUAGCUUACAGGAUGUAGCCAAGGUUGAAGGGUCUUCGUUCGCGUCGAUGGUGAUUUACUCCCAACCAAGCGGUUCCUCAAUAGUAAGUGAGCGGAGAAUGUGAAGCACAAUGGCUAACUUGGAAGCUUACAGGGAGUACCAGAGGAUUGAGGACCUGGAGGAGGACUCUCCACCCGGGGAGGAGGACUUGCUACUACACGUGCCCGAAGGCCUGAAAGAUUCAUGGCACCACAUCAAGAACUUGGAUAACUUCUUCACAAGGAUCUAUCAUUUCCAUCAAAAGAAUGGCUUCGCCUGCAUGAUGCUGUCAGAGUUCUUUGAGCUUGUUCAGUUUCUGUUCGUUGUCACGUUCACAACGUUCCUGGUCAACUGCGUGGAGUAUGACGUCCUGUUUGCCAAUCGAGCUGUCAAUCAUACAGGGCCGGGACACAAUCCCUUGGACAGGAGCAAAGUCACUAUCCCUGAUGCCCUCUUGCCCAGCCAGCAGUGUACUGAGAGGAUCCAAGGUAACAGCUGGAUCAUAUUCCUGCUCAUCAUGGCAGCCGUCUUCUGGCUCUAUCGCCUUGUCAAGGUCUUUUGCAAUGUCCUAAGCUACUGGGAGAUCCGCCAGUUCUAUAUCAAAGCGCUGAAGAUCCGAAUGGAUGAACUAUGCAACUUCACGUGGCAGGAAGUCCAGGACCGUCUCAUCAGCCUGCAACGAGAGCAGCAAAUGUGCAUCCACAAGAAAGAGCUGACAGAACUCGACAUCUAUCACCGCAUCCUGCGGUUCAAGAACUACAUGGUGGCCAUGAUCAACAAAUCCCUGCUUCCCGUGCAGCUGCAGCUCCCCCUGCUGGGCAAUGUGGUCUUCCUCACGCAGGGCUUGAAGUACAACUUUGAGCUCAUUCUCUUCUGGGGACCUGGCUCACUGUUCCAGAACAAGUGGAACCUGCACCCCAAGUACAAGCGUAGUGGUAACCGCCUAGAACUGGCACAGCAGCUCAGCAGAGUCAUUCUGCUGAUGGGCGUGGCCAACCUGCUGCUGUGUCCUUUUAUUUUGGUGUGGCAGGUCCUCUACGCCUUCUUCAGCUACACUGAAAUCAUUCGGCGCGAGCCUGGGAGCCUAGGUGCACGCCGAUGGUCCCUCUAUGGUAGAUUAUACUUGCGUCACUUCAAUGAGCUCAACCACGAGCUGCACGGACGCUUAGGACGAGGCUACAAGCCCACGUCUAAGUACAUGAACUCCUUCAUGUCACCACUGCUCACUGUGCUCGCUAAAAACAUCGCCUUCUUCUCCGGCUCAGUGUUGGCUGUGCUCAUCGCACUGACAGUCUAUGAUGAAGAUGUCCUGACAGUGCAGCACAUUCUGACUGCUAUCACUGUGCUGGGAGUGGUCAUCACGAUCACCAGGUCCUUCAUCCCAGAUGAGCAUAUGGUGUGGUGCCCAGAGCAGCUGCUGCAGUGCAUGCUGGCACACAUCCACUACAUGCCAGACCACUGGAGGGGCAACGCUAACAAGAGCGAAACCCGCGAUGAGGUGGCGCAGCUGUUCCAGUACAAAGCGGUGUUCAUCCUGGAGGAGUUGCUGAGUCCCAUCGUCACCCCCUUCAUUCUCAUCUUCCUGCUGAGGAACAAGUCUCUGGAGAUCAUUGACUUCUUCAGGAACUUUACAGUGGAGGUGGUUGGAGUGGGAGACAUCUGUUCUUUUGCACAGAUGGACAUCAGACGCCACGGAAACCCAACUUGGAUGUCCGAGGGCCAGACGGAGGCGUCCGUGUACCAACAAGCUGAGAACGGCAAGACAGAGUUGUCUCUCAUGCACUUCACCAUUAAGAACCCACACUGGCAGCCACCUCUGGAGAGCUCUGUAUUCAUCAGCCACCUCAAGGAGAAGGUGCAACAUGAUGCACAAGGUGGUCCGUCCACGCAGCUUCUCCUUUCUGAGGCUCCUCUCUGCACAUCACUGCAGUCCAAUGAAUCUGGGACAGGGCCUGAUAAUCUGUUAGCAAGCGUCCUGGCGCACCCCGUCCUAACAGCGUCAGGACUACAAGGCAGAGAUCAUCGCUUUAUCCCACCAAGCACAGCAGCGUCAGCCGCCGCCAGCGUCUUAGCCUCUUUGUCUACGUCUCAGCUUGUACAUGGCAGCCAUCGUGGCCGCCUGCACCGCCAUCAAACCUCUUCUGUGCAUCCAGAGAGCACCAUGUACCGCAGUGAUCGCACCAUCUUUGACAGUAUGUCAACCAGUGACAGCCGUUUACGGAGCAAUACCCUACACUCAGAGUUUGCCUCUGCAGAGAUGAGCCUUCACGCUAUCUACAUGCACGAGCUCCACCAGCAGACCUCUCAUCCGCAGAGAAGUUCAGGGCAUUUGCCACAAAACCAAAUGCCAAUGACAGAACUGCACAGCAACACUGCUUUCCCAGCCCACGUUUGUUGUACAACAUCUUUAGCCACCCCUGUGCAACUUGGUGGGUGGCAAGAAGAAGAGGAGGAGGAUGAAGGUGAACAGGAGAUUAACAGUGGAUCCACUCCAAAACAAGCCACCGGGAGGAGUCACUAAAGUGCCUUAUGACAUAAGUGUUUACAUUUUACUUUUCUCCAGUGAACAUGGUGGCCUUAGAGGAUCUUCAUGGAGAAUUAUAGCACGGAUCUUUAAAUGCGUCUUUUCAACGUUCAGUGUCAUGAGGGACUCUCACAAACAUGAAGUAACCACUGUCAUCAUCUUCUUCUGCAAGCCUCAUCUGGCAGACAUCAGGGAAGCAUACAUUUUUGUUUUUUUACACAUGGUUUUUGUCAAUGUGUAUUCAUAAAACCACUGAUGGAAACUCCAAAGGAUCAUGCUGACCUCUGCUUUUAGCUCUGCGUGCACUAUGAAGCAGUGCACAUUACAGCAACAGUCUACUUGUAGAAUGUCAGUCUCUCCCCUGCAUUACUUCAGAGCUUGACUAUAAAAGGCAUACUACCACAGUAGAAGAACAUGUGGCAAAAGCCCUUCGAUGGAACAUUUUGAUGCUGCUGCCUGUGUUUGCGUCACAGAAUUGGUUCAGUAUUAUUGUGUCUCAAGCUUUUGUAUCAUUUAUUUAAUGAUGUUAGGAAACAAAUACAGAUUUCCAAUACAGGAAGAAGAGGUUUUUAUGUCCCAUGUAGACAAUUACCUAGGGCUUUUAUCCAACAAGUUUUUUAGUUUUUCAGUCAAGCACUGAUCCAAGAAAUUAUCAGGAAAAUACAUGCUUGGGUUUGCUUUUAGAUGUCUUGAUUGUACAUGUUUGUUUUUUAAUAGGCAUGCAAUUAGAGUGGAAGAUUUCUGGUACAUUUCUACAAACGUGUCAUGGAAAGUGUGCCAAUAAGCUUUAGUGAGAAUAUUUUAUUUAGAACUUUAAGUUCUUUCCAUGGAUGACAGAGCACAUAUAUCCUUUGACCAUUUACAUUUUUAUCAAACGUUCCUUAUUAUAAACCCCUUUUACACUUGCCUAUAAAAGCCGUAAAUUUUUCCUGCCUUCUUUUGUGUCACUGUUCUGCAUAAACUGCACCAAACAGCGCACAGAAUGAAAGUCAACCGGGGAAUUUUCCACCCGCCCUUUUGUGUUGAAAGCAAUUGUCUCUGUCUAACAUUAAUUUGCUGUUUUUGCUGUGUGAAAGCGCACACGGCUUCGGCAAUAUCCUGCUUCAAAGAUUUCUGUUUGAAAGGCAAAGGCGGACAAGUACUGCUCCUUUCCUACCCAAGAUUUGAAUAGUUGAUAUUUUCUCCUUAAUCUGGCAUUCCCCUACAAGAGUGUGCAAAAAAAGCCCCUCAAUCAACAUUUAAUGAGCUCUAUCUGUAUUUAUUACUUCUUGCCCUCUGAUAUUUAAUAGAUAGGUGAUUGUUAUUUAUUUAAAAUAAUUAAUUAUUGAUUUGCAAUCAAUGGCGGUGCCCACAUAUAUACAAGUAGCUCACAAAGUGACAUGAAAUCAUGUCAGAAUAGUAGAAAAUGCCCAUACUAUAUACAGGUACAUAUAAAAUACACAGGUUGAUAGAACUAGAGGCUAUAUAUUGCUUUAUGGCUUUUAUUUUAUUACUAUUUUUAAAUCAUAAUCAAAUGUCAUUAAUACUUCAAAAAAACAUGUCGGCCUCAUUGUUCAUGUAUCUGUGGAUGGACAAAAGUUUAACAAUGCUAAAAUCUCAGUAUUGUGCACUGAUACAUAUAAAUAUAUGCGUAAUAAGCACAGUUUUACAUGUACAUAAUAUUGCAGCUCAGAAAGGGGGCGGAGUCCCAAAGGGACACUUGACUCCGCCCCUGAGCCACCACUACCACCUCUACGCGUUUGUAUAUGUAAAAAGAUAUAUCACCUUUUGUAUCAUCAGUGUGGCCAAUCAGGUGAGGUUGUGUCACAUGCUUUUUGUGGUCACCAUCUUACUAGUUUGAGACACUGGAGCUUGUUGUGUGUUUUAUAAGACAGUUGCACCUCACUGCUGGUGUUCUCCUUUUAUUUGAAGCAGUGCCUUAGUGUUAACGACUCAUAUGGGAUUUAUUUACAGUAAAUAUUAUGCCAUACUCACGUCACUGUGUGUGUAACAUCAAAUACAACAGUCAAAAUGUCUUUUAAAAUGCAUUUAUUACAUUUAUGCAGUUUCACUUUGCACUGAUUUCUGUCAUCAAUGUAUGACUUCAUGCCCACCACACACACACACACACAUACACACAGUGGCUGGGACAAGGUGCUAUGUUUUAAUGCUGAAAUACUACAAUAAGGUUUAAAACCUUCUAAAUACUAAACACUAGCAGACGAAUGCAACUUUCCGGCACAAAAACAUGUUUUCUGUGUCCUGAGUUAAGAGGCAGAUACAUCUUAUGUGUUCCAUUUUCUGUGUGCGUGCGUGUGUUAAGGAUUAUGUAAUGUUUAUUUGAAAUAAAACAUACUUUGG
Molecule: messenger RNA, 5279 nt
Organism: Dunckerocampus dactyliophorus (ringed pipefish)
Lineage: Eukaryota; Metazoa; Chordata; Actinopteri; Syngnathiformes; Syngnathidae
Gene: atg9b
Product: autophagy related 9B
Exons: 14
Coding region: 507-2936 (809 amino acids)
Biological process (GO): protein localization to phagophore assembly site; autophagy of mitochondrion
Cellular component (GO): phagophore assembly site; autophagosome
Source: RefSeq, a predicted model, not a curated record